Molecule: messenger RNA, 1046 nt
Organism: Epinephelus lanceolatus (giant grouper)
Lineage: Eukaryota; Metazoa; Chordata; Actinopteri; Perciformes; Serranidae
Gene: dtymk
Product: deoxythymidylate kinase (thymidylate kinase)
Biological process (GO): dTTP biosynthetic process; dTDP biosynthetic process; dUDP biosynthetic process
Cellular component (GO): cytoplasm; mitochondrion; nucleus
Molecular function (GO): ATP binding; dTMP kinase activity; nucleoside diphosphate kinase activity
Source: RefSeq, a predicted model, not a curated record
UGUUGACAACUUGCUUCAUUAAAAAGGCGGGUAAAUGGUGACUUGGGUAAAGCUGUGAGCAACCUGCUGUUACCGCUUUGUUUUGGGGUGUAGCUCCAGAGAGCAGCUCGCUGACAGACCGCAGGACAGAGCUGAGGGACAGUCGGCAGUGAUGGCGGGUAAAAGAGGAGCUCUCAUCGUGCUGGAGGGGGUGGACAGGGCCGGGAAGACGACGCAGUGUAGGCGGCUGGUUCAGGCGCUGCAGCAGAACGGCCGACCCGCAGAGAUGAUGAGAUUCCCCGACAGGACCACAACAAUUGGACAGCUGAUCAGCACCUACCUGGAGAAGAAGAGCGAUCUGGAGGACCACACGGUGCACCUGCUGUUCUCUGCAAACCGCUGGGAGCUGGUGCCUCUAAUGAAGAAGAAGCUGGAGCAGGGCACCACUCUGGUCGUAGAUAGGUACGCCUUCUCUGGAGUUGCUUUCACCAGUGCAAAGCCGGGUUUCUCUCUGGACUGGUGCAUGAAGCCUGACGUGGGACUGCCCAAGCCGGACCUUGUUAUGUUUCUGCAGCUCAGUCCGGCCGAGGCUGCUCUCAGAGGACAGUUUGGAGAAGAGAGAUACGAGACCAGUGUUUUCCAAAGAGCGGUUCAACAGAAAUUUGAACAGCUGAUGAAGGAUCCUUUGGUCAACUGGCAGGUAAUCGAUGCUUCUCAGGGUGUUGAGGAUGUGCACAAGGACAUCAUGACACACAGCUUGAAUGCGAUCAACACAGCUCAAAACCUGGAGCUUGGAGAGCUGUGGAAGUGAUCCUGAACCAGUGACCUUGCACCUGCUGGUUUGAGAGUAACAGUCUGCUGGUGCAGCAGCUUAAUGACUCUUGUACGUGCUUCUCUGAAGCAUCUUUAUUAAACUGCGUUUCAUAUAAUUUUAUCCUUGAAACUGAAGAGAGAUGUACCAUCGUCAAAUAUCAGAUUCUGACUUUAUUUGUUUUUAAUCCUCUUACAUGUGUAUUGUUCUUUCACCUGUCUAUAUAUUGUGAUUAAAUAAAUAAUCUUCAAAUGAA